Messenger RNA from Melampsora larici-populina 98AG31, 525 nucleotides. RefSeq lists its product as uncharacterized. Lineage: Eukaryota; Fungi; Basidiomycota; Pucciniomycetes; Pucciniales; Melampsoraceae. Bases 1 to 525 code for a protein of 174 amino acids. The record is from RefSeq and is a predicted model, not a curated record. The transcript has 6 exons.
AUGUCAUCACCAUCUCACUUCAAAUCCUUUCUUUCUUUUCACAUCAAAUUCGAUUUCUUAAACUUUUUAAAAUGUUUAAGUGUUUUAAGUUUUUUUAACUUUUAUGUUCUUGCUGGUUAUAGUGUACAAGAUUGUGGAAUUGCUUGGGCUCCUAAUAUUCAACUUUUAGGUCAUCCUCCUAUUGGUCAUCCUGGGUAUUAUUGUAAGAAUAGUGGUGGGGUUGAAUAUGGUUGUGAAGUUUGUCAUACUUUACAACAAGGAUUCUGGCACGCUUGUCGUUGGAGACCUGCUUGGGGUGCAAGGUGUGGUGAUCAAGGUUUAAGUUGUGGUUAUAUGUCAACCGAUUGUACAGAUGAAAUAAUUUGUAGUAAAGGGUAUUCUUAUUACGGAGAAUAUGCUCAUUGUUGGGACGAUGAUCGGAGGUACAAAUGUGUGCCUGAUGGUAAUCAAAGACCUAUUACUCAUACUGUUUGUAGUAAGUGUUUACAAGGAACUGCUAAACAAUCUGGUGGACCGGUUUGGUAA